CCCCAGUUUAUGCAGAAACCAGAUGUAUACAAAUCUCUCUCCCUCUCUCUCCAUAUAUAAAUAAAACUCUAUUAUGAUUAUGACAACUGCGUUUGGAUCGGUUCAGUAACGGCUUAUGCAUUGCUGAACAUCUUGUUUUCCUUUCUCAAAUUCAAGAAUGCCAUAUUGUCCACAAACCAUGCUCGACGUUGAAUAAAAAUACCAGAAUGGGGUCCAUUCACCGCAGUGGACUUUCUAGGAAAACAAAUGAUAGUGCCAGGCUGAUAGUCACAACAAUUUUGGGAGUUGUAUUUGGAUUUUUUGUUGGCAUCUCAUUUCCGUCAGUUUCUCUUACAAAGAUUCACAUACCUUCAGGCUUUAUUUCAUCUACUGAUAUGUCCUCUACCGAUCAAAAUAUUAGAGGCAAUGCUCCUAAGAUUUAUGCUCCAAGAAAUCCUCGUGGUGCAGAGUUAUUACCUCCAGGAAUAGUUGUCUCAGAAUCCGACUUUUACUUGCGCAGAUUAUGGGGUGAACCUAGUGAGGAUCUGAAGAAGAAGCCAAAGUACUUAGUAACGUUUACGGUCGGUUAUGAUCAGAGGAAUAACAUCAAUGCAGCUAUUAAAAAGUUUUCUGAUGAUUUCACAAUUUUGCUUUUUCACUAUGAUGGUCGGGUGAGUGAAUGGGAUCAAUUUGAGUGGUCAAGAACUGCAAUCCAUGUCAGUGUAAGAAGACAAACAAAAUGGUGGUAUGCAAAGAGGUUUUUGCAUCCUGAUAUUGUUGCUGCUUAUGAAUAUAUAUUCAUAUGGGAUGAAGAUCUCGGAGUGGAGCAUUUUAAUGCAGACAAGUAUAUUGAGUUGGUUAAGAAACACGGUCUGGAGAUCUCUCAACCAGGUCUUGAACCCAAUAAUGGACUUACGUGGCAGAUGACAAAGAGAAGAGGUGACAAGGAAGUUCACAAGGAUACAGAGGAGAAACCAGGUUGGUGUAGCGACCCUCGUUUGCCUCCAUGUGCUGCCUUUGUGGAAAUCAUGGCCCCUGUGUUCUCCCGAGAGGCUUGGCGUUGCGUGUGGCAUAUGGUUCAGAAUGAUUUAGUGCAUGGAUGGGGUUUGGAUUUUGCUCUGAGAAGAUGUGUAGAGCCUGCGCAUGAAAAAAUUGGUGUGGUUGAUUCACAAUGGAUUAUUCAUCAAGUAAUUCCUUCUCUUGGGAACCAGGGGAAGUCAGAGAAGGGGAAAGCUCCAUGGGAAGGGGUCAGAGCAAGGUGUAAAAAUGAGUGGUCUAUGUUCCAGAGUCGUCUUGCCGACGCUGAUAAGGCAUACCUCUCCCAAAUUAGUUAGUAUUGAUCUCUGCAUCCUUGCCAUCCUCCUGCCUGAGCCAGCCUUUAGGGCUGUUUUAGAUUUAAAUCCUUGGUGAGAUCUUUUGCUCGUGGACACGAGUUCAUUCUGAGCGACAUCAGAGCUCUUACAGUUAAAUUGGUAGGAUAUUCUUAGUUUUGUAGGAAAAGUUUUUUUUUUUUUUUUUUUGUUUGUCAAUUCAUUUAUAAUAUCCUCUGCGUUUUUCUUUUCUUUUUUACUUUGCGGGCUUAUGAUGUAUAGGCAUAGCAAAGACCACAGUUUCCUGUUUGGCAAUAUAAUAUUAUAUGCAUAUCUAUAAUAUAUAUGUAAA
Messenger RNA from Ricinus communis (castor bean), 1641 nucleotides. RefSeq lists its product as uncharacterized. The record is from RefSeq and is a predicted model, not a curated record. The transcript has 15 exons. Bases 207 to 1313 code for a protein of 368 amino acids. Lineage: Eukaryota; Viridiplantae; Streptophyta; Magnoliopsida; Malpighiales; Euphorbiaceae.